This is a messenger RNA of Chara braunii, 2098 nucleotides long. NCBI's taxonomy places the organism in Eukaryota, Viridiplantae, Streptophyta, Charophyceae, Charales, Characeae. The record is from the annotation of a GenBank genome assembly.
CUAUGACCCCCAUGUUUUAUUCACCUCCUACCUGAGAUGCUUUCCCAUGCCUCUCGGGAACCAGUCGGCAGGUGAGGCCAACAUUAACAUGCACAACUUCCCGUCAUUUAGCAAGAAGGCCCUAGACCUGGAAGCAAAGAUAGGGCAUGGUCAGACACCCACGACGGAUGGUAGGAAAAAGACACUGCCUCCCAACUGGAAAGCGAAGGGACACAUUAUGUUCGUCGACAACGAUGGUUCUACCAUCGAGUUGGACGACGAGUUCCAGGUGGGAGCAGGUUCACAGGCGGGCAGCAUAGUAGCUUCAGGGGGKGGAGUAGUCACUGUCGUAGCCCAGAAGGGUAAGGCGACCGGUAGACACCGUGGAGGUUCCAGAUCUAGGAAUCAAGUAGACCCCAAUGCUCCUCCAUGGGAGAAAGCGGGUCUUAGUGAGGACGUGUGGAGAGACCGGUACACCCGGCAAGCUUGUAUUCGUUGUGGCCAAUAUGGCCAUAACCAAUUUAAGUACCGUAACAGAAAGGUGACCGAGAAGAUCCCGCCUACGAUGGGGCAGGCGUUGGGAUCCUCCGCUCCUGUUGGUAGCAAUGUGGGCAGCAGUUCUGGCACUGCUCCGGGAAACGCACAUCUGAAGCAUGCGUUGACACACCAUGAGGUCUUGAAACUUCCCGAUCCUGACAAACCUUUUGUAGUAACUACGGAUGGUAGCCAACAUGGCAUAGGCGCCGUACUUGCGCAGCAGGAGGGGAAGAAGUUGAGGCCGGUAGAGUACAUGUCCAAAAAGAUGCCCUCUCAGAAGUUGGCUAAGUCCACCUAUGAGAAGGAACUCUAUGCGAUCUACAAGGCGCUCACCCAUUGGAGGCACUAUCUCCUUGGGAGGUUCUUCUACGUCAGGACUGAUCACCAGACCCUGAAGUGGAUGAGAACCCACCUUGUGCUCUCCGACGCUCUGAAGCGUUGGAUUGAAGUUAUAGAGCAGUAUGACUUUGAGCCCCAGUACAUCAACGGCGAGUACAACAAGGUUGCUGAUGUGUUGUCGCGUAGACCAGAUUUCUCCGAUGCGCUGAUCACUCAGUAUGGGCUUGCGGACGAUGUUACUCGCUCUAUGGUGGAAGCCUAUCGCGAGGACCGGUUUAUGUCUGAGAUCAUACGCAGACUCGAGGCGAAGGACAAGGUGACUUCUGCCGAGUUUGAGUUGGUCAACGGACUGUUGUUCCUUGAGAAGGCAGGGAAUAAACGUUUGUGUGUGCCAAAUAGGGAGUCUUUGCAUAGUUUAUUUUUAGGUGAGUGUCAUGAUGCCACCGGACAUUUUGGCUUCAAGAAGACUGCAGCCAAUCUGCUGCAACGGUUGUGGUGGCCCACGAUGAUGAGAGAUGCCAAGUUGCAUGUGGAGACUUGUCAGGUCCGUCAGAGAGACAAGCCUCGUACACAGGCCCCUCUUGCGCUCCUCAAGCCCCUUCCAAUUCCGGAAAGGCUCGAUGAGAGCCUGUCCAUGGACUUCAUGGACAUGCUGGUCACCAGCAAGAGUGGAAUGAGACACAUCUUUGUUAUCAUGGAUAGGUUUAGUAAGUACGCAAGGUUAGUUGCAAUGUCGGAGACAGCGAAGACCGAGUAUGUGAUUAGACUCUUCAAAGAGAACUGGGUCAGAGACUUUGGGCUCCCAAAGUCUAUUGUUAGUGAUAGGGAUGUCCGAUUCCCAAGUGAGUUGUGGAAGGCUGCAGCUGCAGAACAGGGAACACAGCUGCAGAUGACUUCUGGGAACCAUCCCGAGGCCAAUGGCCAAGCAAAGCAGCUUAACCGCGCUGUUGUGGCAUUACAUCAAGCCCAAUCAGGUGGACUGGGAUUAGAAACUUGCUCUCAUCGCCAGCUUGUAUAACAAUGUUGUGCACAGCGCCACUGGAGUAAGUCCUAACAGUCUGCUACUGACUUUCAAGCCUAGACUGCCCCUAGACUUUCUGCUACCUGACAAUCAGUCAACUGCUGCACCCGGCACACUUGAGUUUGCCUAUCGCUAUGAACAAUUGAUGCAGCAGGCAGUAGAACAGAUGCACAAGGCACAGGCGGCAAUGAUAGAAUCUAAGAACAAACACCGCCACCCAUC